Messenger RNA from Hyaloperonospora brassicae, 3231 nucleotides. Lineage: Eukaryota; Oomycota; Peronosporomycetes; Peronosporales; Peronosporaceae. The record is from the annotation of a GenBank genome assembly.
AUGGGGAACGUCGCCGCCAAAGAAGCGCCUGCCGCAUCGCCGCCAGUUCACGCGCGCGACACGGCAACCAAAGCAACGUCAACACCAGCACCAAAAGCAACGUCAACACCAAAAGCAACGUCAACACCAAAAGCAACGUUAACAGAAACGGCAACCUCAGCAGCAAAGGCAACAGCAACGGCAACCUCAGCAGCACCCGCAACGGCAGCGGCAACCUCAACAGCCACGCCGCCAUCUGAUUCGCCACCCGCUGAGUCGCCGCCGCUGUUUCGCGUGCUAUCGGCCGACCAGCGCGCCGUCACGUUCGACGAGCGCGUGCACCUGCGCGCCGGCGCACAAGCGCGCGCAGACCGCGUGACGCUCGGCCUCGAUGCGCUUUCGGACUUCCGCCCGCUGCAGCGCGCCGCGACGUUCGACCCGCGUCUGCGUGCGCAGCGGAAGCUCUUGACGGCGUCGGACGUGCUGCACCGCCGCUUUUUCAACGUGCGCGAGCGCCGCGUGAGCGUGGGCGCCGACCGCAACCUGUUCCGCAUCACAGAGGAUGACACGGAGCGCCAGGAAGCGGUUGUCGUUGUCGACCCGUACUCGACCGGCAUGACGCUGGCCGAGAAGGCCCUCGCGCGGGGCUACGCCUGUCUCUGCGUGUACUCGGACACGCUGGAAGUGACGCAAGAGCGCAUUGCACACGUGCCGAAGCACGUGACCGCCAAGUACGGCGCGAUCAUCUACCACGACGGCGACGUCGCGCAGCACGACGAGCACCAGGCGCUGGCCGACACAGUCGCUGCGCUGCGUCGCGUCAAGCACGUGGACAUUGUCGCAGUCUUUGCUGGCGCCGAGACGGGCGUCGUGCUCGCGGACAAGAUCUCGGAGCGCCUGCAGCUCACGACCAAUGGCACGCGCGGGUCGGCCGCUCGACGCAACAAGUACCUCAUGGGCGAGAAAGUACGGGCUGCGGGUUUGCGCGCAGUGGCGCAAGUGCAAGCGACCAAGUGGUCGCAGGUCGAGGCGUUUGUGACCGCGGAGCUGGUGCCAGACGGCAGCGACGGGGCGUUUCAAGUGAUUGUCAAGCCCGUGGAAAGCGCCGGCAGCGACGACGUGAUGCUCUGCCGCUCGAUGGACGAAGUGCGCGCGGCAUUUGGCAACAUCCAGGGCAAGAUCAACGGCUUGGGCCUCGAGAACCAGGCCACGCUGGUGCAGGAGUACCUGGACGGGACCGAGUACGUUGUGGACACUGUGAGUCGCCACGGCGUGACGAAAGUCGUAGCGCUCUGGGAGUACGACAAGCGCGCGGUGAAUGGCGCGCCGUUCGUGUACUAUGGCGUCAUGUUGCGCGCAGCGCCAGACGGCUCUGUGCUGGCCAAAGUGGUGGACUACGUGCUCAAGGUCAUUGACGCGCUGGAGAUUGCGCACGGCCCUGCACACGCAGAAGUGAAGGUGGUCAAGGGCGAGCCUUGUCUCGUGGAGAUUGGCGCGCGCUGCCACGGCGCCUCUGGCUCGUACCUGCCGAUCGUCACUCCUUGUCUCGGCUACAACCACGUGGACGCAGCGCUGGACUCGUACCUGGACGCUCAAGCGUUUGCAGACUUACCGGAUCGCCCGAAAGAGCUCAAAGCUCAUGGCUGUGAAGCGAUGCUGGUGUCGUACGAGGCUGGCAAGCUCACGGGUUAUCCGGGGAAGGACGAACUCGACAACCUGCCAUCGACAGUAUCGACGGUGUGGUAUACGCACACUGGCGAGGAGCUAAAGCCCACUGUCGACAUGUUUACGACACCUGGUAGUGUCAUUAUGGUCCAUGAAGACGAAGAGCAACUGAACCGCGACUAUGCACGCAUCCGCGAGCUGGAACACGAGGGUCUGUACGAGCUGGAAAGUGAAGAGAACACUGACGCAAAGCCAGAGAAGGCCCAUGGUACGGUGGUGGUGGUGGACCCUUUCUCGACAGGUGCGGUGCUGGCCCACGAACUCAUGUCUCGAGGCUACGACUGCAUUUGCGUGUACAGCGAUCGUCUGGAGAAUAUCGAAACCGUGGCAAGUUUGGUGCCGGAAGGACUUACGCUGGAGUUUGCAGCGACCGUCGCGUACGAGGGCGACUUUGAGCAGACCAUGGACACCAUUCGCAAGGCUGCACAGCAAGUUGCAGAUCGGCAGGUGAAGGGAAAGGACGGUUUGACGGCAGAUGCUUCGAUCUGUGCGGUAUUUGCUGGCGCGGAACUAGGUGUGAAGCUAUCGGAUACGAUCACGGAUACGCUGGGGCUGAAGGGUAAUCCGUUGGAGCACUCGAACGCGCGACGUGACAAGUACCUCAUGGGUGAGACCUUGCGCGCUGCCGGUAUACGGGCUGCGAAGCAGGUGAAGGCAAAGACUUGGGCCGAGGCAGAAGCCUUCAUCACACAGGAUCUGAAGCCAGAGCCUUUCGAAGUGGUGCUGAAACCGUUGGAGAGCGCAGGCACGGAAGAUGUGGUGCUGUGUCUAUCGAUGGACGAAGCAAAACGUACUUUUGACGGCAUCCUCGGCAAGAUCAAUGGCCUUGGACUCGAGAAUGACGCAGUGCUGCUGCAAGAGUACCUGGAGGGCGACGAGUAUGUGGUCGAUACGGUAAGCCGGAACGGAGAGCACAAGGUGACUGCUAUCUGGAAGUACGACAAGCGCCGCGUGAACGACGCUGCAUUUGUAUACUUUGGACUAGCAUUGGUGCCUGCUGAGGGUAUUGUCAACGAAAUGAUUGACUAUCAGUUUCAAGUGCUCGACGCACUGGGUGUUUGCAACGGACCCGCCCACGGGGAAGUCAAGUUCUGCCGCGGCUCUCCGGUACUGAUCGAGGUUGGCUCUCGCUGCCACGGCGGCGAGGGUGCAUGGGUGCCCAUUGCUAAUAUUUGCGUGGGCUACAACCAAGUGGCUGCGGCUGUCGACAGCAUCUUGGAUGGAGAGGCAUUUGCGAAGCUGGCUGAUCGACCACGGGAGCUCCUUGCUUACGGUUGCGAAGCCAUGCUCGUGUCGUACAAGAAUGGUAUGCUGAAGAGCACACCAGGCAUCACGGAGAUUGAAAAGAUGCCAGCGUUUCUCAAGAAGGAGAUCUUUGUUGCACCGGGAGACAGAGUGCGUCAGACGGUCGACAUGUUCACGACACCGGGCAGCAUCAUGCUCACACACAAGGACCGUGACGUACUCGAGUCUAGUCUCGCACGCAUUCGCGAGCUCGAGGUGGAUGGACUGUUUGAGGUGGAGUAG